AAUCAGGAAGCGGCUGCACCCCCUGAAACAAUGGCUCAGCCUUACGCCUCUGCCCAGUUUGCUCCUCCUCAAAACGGCAUCCCAGGAGACUACACCAGCCCCCAUCCUCACCCCACCCCCGACUACUCCGGGCAAACCACGGUUACAGAGCACACGUUAAAUCUGUACCCACCUGCUCAGACGCACUCCGAACCAAACACAAGUGACACAAAUGCACAAACUGUCUCAGGCACAGCCACCCAGACGGAUGAUGCAGCACAGACCGACGGUCAGCAACAGACACAAUCUUCUGAAAACACAGAGAACAAAUCACAGCCCAAACGGCUGCAUGUUUCAAAUAUUCCCUUCAGAUUUCGGGAUCCGGACCUCAGACAAAUGUUUGGGCAAUUUGGUAAAAUCUUAGAUGUUGAAAUUAUUUUUAAUGAGCGAGGCUCAAAGGGAUUUGGUUUCGUUACUUUCGAAAAUAGUGCUGAUGCGGAAAGGGCGAGGGAGAAAUUACACGGCACCGUGGUAGAGGGCCGUAAAAUCGAGGUAAAUAACGCAACAGCACGGGUUAUGACGAAUAAGAAGACAGUUAACCCUUACACAAACGGUUGGAAAUUAAAUCCAGUUGUUGGCGCAGUCUAUAGUCCAGAAUUCUAUGCAGACGAUUUUGGCCUCAGUUCCAUAUCAAUUGAAGAAGCAUACAGAUACAAAGAGAAAAGAUUCAACUUUAUUAAAUCUCAAGUUCUGUCUGGGGGGUAUGCAGCCUAUCGGUAUGCCCAACCUACUACCGCUACCGCCACUGCCUACAGUGAUAGUUACGGACGACUUUAUGCUGCAGACCCCUACCACCACACACUUGCUCCAGCAGCCACCUACGGCGUUGGUGCCAUGAAUGCUUUUACACCCCUGAGUGAUGCCAAGAACAGAAGCCAUGCUGACGAUGUCGGUCUCGUUCUUUCUUCAUUGCAGGCUAGUAUAUACCGAGGGGGAUACAGCCGUUUUGCUCCAUACUAAAUGACAAAAAAAAUAAAAAAUUAAAAAAAUUAAAAACCACAAUUCCUCCCCAAAUGGGAGGAGGGGACCCAAAUGGAAGCUUUCCGAGGCCUGGGGAUGGCAAUA
Messenger RNA from Pseudonaja textilis, 1104 nucleotides. The record is from RefSeq and is a predicted model, not a curated record. Lineage: Eukaryota; Metazoa; Chordata; Lepidosauria; Squamata; Elapidae.